AUGUGGGCUUAUGGUUGGCUUAUCUUCAUUGCUGUCAUCAGUAUCAUUACUUGUCCACUCACAGCUGUUAUGAAUGCAUUGGUCAUAAUCGCUGUUAAGACUAAACACCGAUUGAAAACCAAGUCAAACAUUGCACUCGCCUGCUUGUCGACUACUGAUUUGACAAUGGGGGUAAUAGGUCAACCAGCUUUUAUCGCUUGGGUGAUCGCACAACUGCAAGGAAACACCUCCAGUACGUAUUGUAUGAAGACAGUGUUAUCAAGACUCGCCUUGAGGGUACUAGGUAGUUUAACACUUUCUCACUUAGCUAUGGUCCACGUAGAGAGGUACAUCGCCAUCAAACAUUCCCUGCAGUACGAAACGAUCGUCACUGAGGAUCGCCUUGUAUGUUUUUCCGCACUUUUUUGGAUUAUACUGUUACCAUUAAUAGUACCUUUCUCUUUUCUUGGUGAUAAAAUAAUUUCCAUUAUAGUUGAUGUUAUUAUCAUAUCUUUAUUCAUAGCUACAGUUUUCGUCUGUCAAGUCGUACUUUACUACGAAACGAGUCGGCAUAAAAAACAAAUAGCUACUCAGCAAGUCUCUUCGGAAGCCAGAGAAAAAUUCUUGAGGGAGAAUAAAGCCUUAAAACUGACAGCAACGGUACUUUUCUGUUUAAUAUUGUGCUAUUUACCUUUAGUAGAAGUAGUGGUAACGUUACCAUCAAAUUUUUUCAGAAAUUCAGUUAAUUUAGGAUACACUGCUCUCUCUACCGGCCUCACGGCGGCUGUUUUUAACUCUGUGGCCAAUCCAUUUAUUUAUUGUGUAAGUAUCAGACAGUUUCGCGUUGCGUUUAUCCAGCUUGUCUUUAGAAAAAGCAACGCGGACGCUGAAAACAUGGAAAAACGAGCUUUUGGA
This is a messenger RNA of Porites lobata, 894 nucleotides long. The record is from the annotation of a GenBank genome assembly. Lineage: Eukaryota; Metazoa; Cnidaria; Anthozoa; Scleractinia; Poritidae.